UUAAUUGAGAGAGACGCCUCCCAUAUUCGCAAAAUUUACAGGUCUGAUAUUGAUUAUUAAAAUUUAAACGAUACAAAAUAUUGAUUAUUGAGAGAAGCCGAUGUAAAGAUGUACAUUAGUUAAAAUUCGUAGGAGGCUUUUAAACUAUGCCGAAUAAUUUCUUUAAUGGUAUUGAUAACCGCUCCAGAACUGAGGAAGUCACAUAGAGAGGUCUGUAUUUGAGAUACACAGGGAAGUCGAUAAAUCGUUUUCUCUGUUAUUGCGUAGGGAAGAUUGAAGAGGCAAUGGAGGGUCAAGAAGGAAUUCAGGAGCCCAAGUUAGUAUUGGCACACAAGAUCUUUCUCCUCAGGCAUCCCGAUGUGCCCGACAUCGAGAAAAUCCAUCUCAAGGAUGAGGUUCUCACUCUCGUUCAGGCUGAUGAUAUGGCCUUGCUCUACGAAUCAUUAUGCUCAGAGUUAGGGUGGAAUAUUGAUCAAACCCUCUUGCAAACUAUGCGACUUAAAAUUCAAGACGACCUCAUCAAGCUCGAUGAAAAGGUUACUGAUGCAGAGGAAAAUCUAGGUGAAAGUGAAGUACGAGAGGCACACCUUGCAAAAUCUUUGUAUUACAUACGCGUUGGUGACAAGGAAAAGGCUUUGGAACAAAUGAAAGUCACUGAAGGCAAGACUGUUGCUGUUGGCCAGAAGAUGGACUUGGUUUUCCACACCCUUCAGCUAGGGUUCUUCUUCAUGGACUUUGAUCUAAUUUCCAAAGGAAUUGACAAAGCAAAGAAUUUGUUUGAGGAAGGAGGUGAUUGGGAAAGGAAGAAUCGAUUGAAGGUGUAUGAGGGCCUUUACUGUAUGUCUACACGAAAUUUCAAGAAAGCAGCAGAACUAUUUUUAGAUUCUAUCUCAACAUUCACAACAUAUGAGCUUUUCCCAUAUGAUGUCUUCAUAUUCUACACUGUGCUGACCAGUAUCAUCUCAUUGGACAGAGUCUCACUCAAGCAAAAGGUUGUGGACGCACCUGAGAUUUUGACUGUGAUUAGCAAGAUACCACAUCUUUCUGAUUUUCUUAACUCUCUAUAUCUCUGUCAGUACAAGUCAUUUUUUAUUGCUUUUGCCGGCUUGACAGAUCAAAUAAAACUCGAUCGCUACUUGCAUCCACAUUUUCGGUACUACAUGAGAGAGGUCCGCACUGUUGUAUAUUCACAGUUUCUAGAAUCCUACAAAAGUGUAACUAUGGAGGCCAUGGCAAAAGCUUUUGGAGUCAGUGUUGAUUUUAUUGACACGGAACUCUCUCGUUUCAUAGCAGCAGGUAAGCUUCAUUGCAAAAUUGAUAAAGUUGCUGGUGUUUUAGAAACCAACAGACCAGAUGCCAAGAAUGCUCUUUACCAGGCAACAAUCAAGCAAGGAGAUUUCCUUUUGAAUCGUAUUCAAAAACUCUCCAGAGUAAUUGACCUUUAAGCUGUGGAAUGAGUUUGCUUUGAGUAGCUGCUCAAGGGCGAUUUUGAAGCCUGAUAGGACUUGAUGAAUAUUGAUCAUGUUCUAAACUGAGUAGCCGGAUAUGCCUCUGCCCCUCCCCUUGCGCAUGUAUCUCUGUAUCCGAUAUGGCACAGAUACACGUCGGAUACCAUACCCCCGUGUGCCCAAAAAACCUUGAUUUUCCAACCUUGCUGGAUAUUGCGUGAUUUGAUUUUUAAAAAAAUGACCUAUAUCUUCGUAAACUUAAUUAUAAAAACUUCAAUCAUGCAAUUUUCAAUUUUUUUUUGGUAUAAACAAAACCUACACCAAAUGAGGAAGACAAAUGAAAUGUUUUUCUAUUUCAGCCACCCAUUUUUUGGGUUAUCUUCCAAUGCAACUCUACUAUAUUUUGCCUAUUGUAAAUCGUUAAAUCAACUUAUAAUUACUUAUGUAGCAAUUAUGUGUCUA
Cryptomeria japonica (Japanese cedar) is the source of this 1910-nucleotide messenger RNA. RefSeq names its product 26S proteasome non-ATPase regulatory subunit 6. The transcript is spliced from 8 exons. Lineage: Eukaryota; Viridiplantae; Streptophyta; Pinopsida; Cupressales; Cupressaceae. The record is from RefSeq and is a predicted model, not a curated record. Gene Ontology annotation, biological process: proteasome-mediated ubiquitin-dependent protein catabolic process. Bases 285 to 1445 code for a protein of 386 amino acids.